Nicotiana tabacum (common tobacco) is the source of this 1859-nucleotide messenger RNA. RefSeq names its product phytoene synthase 2, chloroplastic-like. NCBI's taxonomy places the organism in Eukaryota, Viridiplantae, Streptophyta, Magnoliopsida, Solanales, Solanaceae. The record is from RefSeq and is a predicted model, not a curated record. Gene Ontology annotation, molecular function: squalene synthase [NAD(P)H] activity; geranylgeranyl diphosphate synthase activity. Gene Ontology annotation, biological process: biosynthetic process.
CCACAAAUAUGUGGAGCAAAACGAGAAGAAAAACAAAGAAACUCCUUCGAUUCUUGAAGAGUACACAGCAGCAAACAAGAAAAUUAAAGUGGCUAUUUUUGAAAAGCCAUUGUUACAAGAAAAUUAAGAAGCAAAGAAACAGGUUAUUUUCUGCUUGAGUUAGGAAAAGCUGAGUUGCUUUCUUUGUGGUCUUUUUAUAAUCUUUUACAUAACAGGAAGUAGGUAUUUUCUUGAAAGUUGAUUUAGACUCUAGUGGGAAUCUACUAGGAGUAUUUUUUUUAUUUUUUAUUUUUUAUAAAUUAAGCAGAGGAGGGAAGGAAACAGAAAACAGAAAGUAAGACAAAAAAACCUUGGAAUUGUUUUAGACAACCAAGGUUUUGUUGUUCAGAAUGUCUGUUGCCUUGUUAUGGGUUGUUUCACCUUGUGAGGUCUCAAAUGGGACAGGAUUCUUGGAUUCAGUAAGGGAGGGAAACCGGGUUUUUGACUCGUCGAGGCAUAGGAAUUUAGUGUGCAAUGAGAGAAUCAAAAGAGGUGUGAAACAAAGGUGGAAUUUUGGUUCUGUACGGUCUGCGAUGGUGGCUACACCAACGGGAGAAAUGGCGACAAUGACAUCAGAACAGAAGGUUUAUGAUGUGGUAUUGAAACAAGCAGCUUUAGUGAAAAGGCAGCUGAGAUCUACUGAUGAUUUAGAAGUGAAGCCGGAGAUCCCUCUCCCCGGGAAUUUGAGCUUGUUAAGUGAAGCAUAUGAUAGGUGUAGUGAAGUAUGCGCAGAGUAUGCAAAGACAUUUUACUUAGGAACUAUGCUAAUGACUCCAGAGAGAAGAAGGGCUAUUUGGGCAAUAUAUGUAUGGUGCAGGAGAACAGAUGAACUUGUUGAUGGCCCGAAUGCAUCACAUAUUACUCCACAAGCCUUAGAUAGGUGGGAAGACCGGCUGGAAGAUGUUUUCAGUGGGCGGCCAUUUGAUAUGCUCGAUGCUGCUUUGUCCGAUACUGUUUCCCAGUUUCCAGUUGAUAUUCAGCCGUUCAGAGAUAUGAUUGAAGGAAUGCGUAUGGACUUGAGGAAGUCAAGAUACAGAAACUUUGAUGAGCUAUACCUAUAUUGUUAUUACGUUGCUGGUACGGUUGGGUUGAUGAGUGUUCCAAUUAUGGGUAUUGCACCUGAUUCAAAGGCAACAACAGAGAGUGUAUAUAAUGCAGCUUUGGCUUUAGGGAUCGCAAAUCAACUAACCAACAUACUCAGAGAUGUCGGAGAAGAUGCCAGAAGAGGAAGAGUCUACUUACCUCAAGAUGAGUUAGCACAGGCAGGUCUCUCCGACAAUGACAUUUUUGCUGGAAAAGUGACUGAUAAAUGGAGAAGCUUUAUGAAGAAGCAAAUCCAGAGGGCAAGAAAAUUCUUCGACGAGGCAGAGGAAGGAGUGACACAACUGAGCUCAGCUAGUAGAUGGCCUGUAAGCAGGUAUGGGCAUCUUUGCUGUUGUACCGCCAGAUACUCGACGAGAUUGAAGCCAAUGACUACAACAACUUCACAAGGAGAGCUUAUGUGAGCAAACCAAAGAAGCUAAUUUCCUUACCUAUUGCUUAUGCAAAAUCUCUUGUGCCCCCUACAAGAACUCUUGUCACCUCUAGCUAAGGCAUAGACAUCAGAAUUAAAUUAAAGCAAGAAAGCAUAUAUUAUUAUUAUUAUACUGUUAAAAGGAAAGAAUUUGUAAAGUAGAUAUUGUUGUAUUGAUGUCACUGGUAUAUCAUCAAAAGUAGGUAGUAAAAUCCAAUAUAACAAUUUAUAGUAGUUGUAUCUUCACAAUCUUAAACCCUUUGAGGGACAUUCUUUUUGGUUCAUUGGAAAAAAAUUGUUGACUCCA